Messenger RNA from Hyphopichia burtonii NRRL Y-1933, 558 nucleotides. RefSeq lists its product as uncharacterized. The transcript has a single exon. NCBI's taxonomy places the organism in Eukaryota, Fungi, Ascomycota, Pichiomycetes, Serinales, Debaryomycetaceae. The record is from RefSeq and is a predicted model, not a curated record. The annotation marks the transcript as partial.
UUGAGUAGUGAUCCAAUAAGUUAUGUUCACUGGUUUGAUGAUAUAGUGACAGGAAUAGUGGGGACUAAUUUUGAACAAUAUUUGGUGGGAGAAUUAGUCCCCAUUAAUGGGCAAUAUUCCGAAUAUAUAACCAAGAUUAAUUUAGCAAAUGAGUUAUGUAAACAGAACGAGAUGGCUAAUUUAUAUUUGAAUCUGAUCAUAUGUGAAUCACUUGACGAAGAAACAAAAUCAUUAAUGCAAACAGAAUGUUUGGCAAGUGAAAAUUUUGAAAUGAUUAAAUCAAGUUUUGUACCGAGAUUGAAUGCUUUUUAUUUACUUGAUUUAGAAAGCAAAUUUGAUUUUGAUCCUAAUAAUGUAUUGGUUUUCUUACACAAUUUAGACUCUUUAACCAAACUUUAUUAUCACAUUUUCAGAGAAUCUGCCGAUUCAGAUUUAAAAAUUCAGUGGAUAAUGAAUGCUUUGAAUAAAAAUUACCUUUUAAAUAAACCAAUAAUUGAUCAGAUUCAAAUUGAUUGGGGGAAAAUAUCAAAGGAUCCCUUUUAUAUCAGAACCAUUCUC